This is a messenger RNA of Durio zibethinus, 1572 nucleotides long. The record is from RefSeq and is a predicted model, not a curated record. Lineage: Eukaryota; Viridiplantae; Streptophyta; Magnoliopsida; Malvales; Malvaceae.
GUGGAUUAGCUUAAGCUAACUCUUACCACUGUUGGGGUCAAACCACAAUCCAUGCGUCCAAACAAAACGGCACAAAAAAAGAGCUGAUCUCUUGCCUAGCCGUUACCAAACUCCACAAUCUUCCUUUCUUUCUAUCAGAUAUAAGAAGCUACCAAUUGGAGUUCAAAAGAUGCCUGCACAGAAAAUUGAGACGGGUCAUGAGGACAUGGUUCAUGAUGUCGCCAUGGAUUAUUAUGGAAAACGGUUGGCAACUGCUUCGUCUGAUACUACCAUUAAGAUCAUUGGUAUAACCAGCUCUGGUUCACAGCAACUUGCCGUUCUACAUGGCCAUAAAGGACCUGUUUGGGAGGUUGCUUGGGCACAUCCCAAGUUUGGAUCAGUCCUUGCAUCCUGUUCUUACGAUGGCCAGGUAAUAAUCUGGAAGGAAGGUAAUCCAAAUGAGUGGCUGCAGGCUUAUGUUUUUAAUGAUCAUAAGUCAUCUGUGAACUCCAUUGCAUGGGCACCCCAUGAGCUUGGCCUCUGUUUGGCCUGUGGAUCUUCUGAUGGGAAUAUCUCGGUCUUUACCGCUAGUGCUGAUGGUGUUUGGGAUACUACUAGGAUAGACCAAGCUCACCCUGUUGGAGUAACCUCAGUUUCCUGGGCACCAUCAACUGCACCAGGUGCUUUAGUCGGAUAUGGUCUACUGGAUCCUGUCCAGAAGCUGGCUUCUGGGGGAUGUGACAAUACCGUGAAAGUGUGGAAGCUGUAUAAUGGGACUUGGAAGAUGGACUGCUUCCCUGCGCUCCAGAUGCACACUGACUGGGUGAGGGAUGUUGCUUGGGCACCCAACUUGGGGCUUCCAAAAUCCACCAUUGCAAGCGCUUCUCAGGAUGGCAAAGUUGUUAUAUGGACUUGCCGUAAAGAAGGGGAACAAUGGGAGGGUAAGGUUUUGAAGGAUUUCAAGACCCCAGUUUGGAGGGUGUCCUGGUCUCUAACUGGAAACUUAUUGUCUGUUGCCGACGGAAAUAACAAUGUAACAUUGUGGAAAGAAGCAGUUGAUGGUGAGUGGCAACAAGUAAGUACUGUUGAGCCAUGAAGUUCAAAAUUUUCUCUCUUAGCUCUCUACAGUCGUUUUACUUGUCAGCUUCAAGUCCGCCAGUCUGUUAUCAGUAUUUUGCAUUGAUUUUUGUUUGAAUACUUCGAUUCCGUUGGAUAGUUGUUAUUUGUUCUUGUAAAAUGCUGAGGUCUAAGAAAGGAUGGUUGAUUAAUCUUAUAACAUUUCCCUCCAAUGAAAUUUUAUACCUUGUCAUAUCUUUCUAACCCUAUUUUAUUUGUUAGAAAGCUUCAAUUUCAAUACUUUCUAUCCUAGUAUGCUUUUGUUUCAGAUAUUUACACUUUAAGCAACCACAGCUUCACUUAAAUCGAAGCUUAUCAGUCAUGGUGUUGUGCUGGGUUAGUUUUAUCAUGGGUUUCCUAUUAAAAUGAUGGUGCUAGCAAGCUUCUAUAUUAAACCCCUUGACAGUCCUAGAUUCUGAUGUUGUGGCGUGUUGGAAUGAUGCUUUUGCAGAACACCAUUCAGCCUCAGCCAUCUGG